Molecule: messenger RNA, 4839 nt
Organism: Xiphophorus maculatus (southern platyfish)
Lineage: Eukaryota; Metazoa; Chordata; Actinopteri; Cyprinodontiformes; Poeciliidae
Gene: dner
Product: delta/notch like EGF repeat containing
Exons: 13
Coding region: 212-2524 (770 amino acids)
Biological process (GO): establishment or maintenance of epithelial cell apical/basal polarity; heterophilic cell-cell adhesion
Cellular component (GO): plasma membrane; protein-containing complex
Molecular function (GO): calcium ion binding
Source: RefSeq, a predicted model, not a curated record
UACUUUCUCCUUCCUCAGCCCUGGCACCAGCAGCAGGUCAUUCUUCCUGCACACAGCUGAGGAUCAACAGCAGCCACCUCCUCCUUCUCCUCCUCCUCUUCCUCACUCUCCUCUCUCUCCCUCUCUCUCUCACAGUUGCAGCUGAGCACUAACAGAACCUCUCAAGAACACAAACACACACACACACAAAGAAAACAGUAAGAGGAUCAGGAUGCGGAAGAGUGUUUCCAUCGUGCCGGCGGUUGCCUCCUGCCGUCACGUCCAGGCUGCUUGGAAGCUCACCUUCCCCCUGCUUCUCCUGCUGCUGCCGGGCAGAGGUGUCCAGAGUGUCCCCUCUCUUUUCCAGCUGGCUCCGGACACCCCCUCGCCGGCCGAGCCCAGCCCGACCCAACCCACACCUCGCCCGGACCCCUGCGAAGGCCUGCCCUGCCUCAACGGGGGGCUCUGUCUUGCCCUCCCACCUCCGCUCAGGCUGGAGAGCAGCUGGGAGUACACAUGCACCUGCAGCCAGGGCUUCACUGGACGCAACUGUGAGUUUUUCACAGACCCCUGUGCCAGCAGCCCUUGUCUCCAUGGAAACUGCAGCCGGAGCGAAGGCGGGGAGGAGGGCGAGCCGGCCUACUCGUGCGAGUGCACAGAAGGCUACGAGGGAGAAAGGUGCGAUCAGAUCUUGCUGGACCUGCCACCCGCCGCCGACUGGGGCCCGGCCACCCCCUCCGCUCCCGAGCUGGCCACACCGGUGACCUCCACCACAACGGCUACGACUCCGCCCCAGCAGCCAACCACAGUCCCAGCCACCACCACACCGGCACCUCCCACCCUGCAGCCGUGGCAGCCCAAGUCCGGGCAGAGGCUGCUGGUUGUGCAGUGGGAUGCAGACAGGGUCACAGAGGGUCUGCACUGUGUGAGCCCUGAGCUCUGUGAGCUGACAUCAGGGACCCUGACUCUGUCUCUGGAGGUGCCUGAAGAAACCGCCGUAAAGGUGCUGGUGAAUGCUAGUGGAGCUCCAGUGCUGUGGCGUGUGAGUGAAGAGGGUUUUCUCCGCUCGUCUAUUCUGAACGGCACCACCACAUGGUUUCUGCAGGCCCCGGAUGGCCUGGUGGUACCAGACCGUUUGCUGCCCCUGGGACAGAACUACUUCCUCAGUGUGAUCCGUGUUGGUGCUCCCACAGCCCCGGAGGUCACCCUGCGUCUCAACCUGACGGUGAAGGCCAGCAGCUGCGUGGAGCCCGGCAGCAGCUUCAGUGACCCUCAGUGUUCUGGGAAAGGAAAAUGCGUCACGCAGCCGUCAGAGAGCACUUUCUUCUGUGAGUGUGAGGACGGCUACACUGGCAUUUUUUGUGAGGAGCUCGACGCCUGCCACCACCGGCCCUGUCGGAACAACAGCACCUGCACUGACAUCAGACAAGGUGGCGAGGGGCAAAACUUCACAUGUACCUGCCAACCAGGUUAUGAAGGCGAGCGCUGCCAAUUGCUGGUUGACCACUGCCUCUCUCAGCCUUGUAAGAAUGGAGCCACCUGCUUCAGCAGCUUGGCUGGACCGAGGUGCUACUGUCCCGAAGGGUACCAAGGAGCUACAUGUGAGCAGAAGGUGGAUCCGUGUGGUUCCAGCCCGUGUCAUAACAAUGGCACAUGCUAUGGCCAGGGCCCCGGACCUCUGGGAUUUGGCUGUAGCUGCACAGCAGGUUUCACCGGCCCCACAUGUGCCCAGCUGGUGGACUUCUGUGCCCUGAACCCCUGCGCCCACGGUGUGUGCCGCAGCGUGGCCAACAGCUACAGGUGUCUGUGUGUUCCAGGCUACCAUGGAUUGUACUGUGAGGAGGAGUACAACGAGUGUCUGUCUGCGCCCUGCCAGAACUACGCCACCUGUAGGGAUCUCAUUAAUGCCUACGAGUGUGUCUGUACACCACAGUUUGAAGGAAAGCAUUGCGAGAUCUACAAGGAUCCCUGCGUGAAUGUACGCUGCCAGAACGGAGGUCGAUGUGAGAGUAGUGGACUUAAUGCUUCUUGUGCGUGUCAAUCCGGAUAUGUAGGGGAGGAAUGUGAGGUUGACAUCAAUGAGUGCGAGAGCAACCCAUGUCACCAUGGUGGCACCUGCAUCGACCAAUCAAACGGAUACACCUGCCACUGCCCGCUUGGGUGGGUUGGCCCCAGCUGUGAAAUCCACCUGCAGUGGAAACCAGCGCACACUGAGGACACCCUGACCAACAUGCCUCGCCACUCGCUGUACAUUAUCAUCGGAGCGCUGUGUGUGGCAUUUGUCCUCAUGCUCAUCAUCCUCAUAGUGGGCAUCUGCCGCAUCAGCCGCAUCGAGUACCAGGGAUCAUCACGCCACACAUACCAGGAGUUCUACAACUGCCGGAGCAUUGACAGCGAGUUCAGCAACGCUAUCGCCUCCAUCCGCCAUGCCAGAUUUGGAAAGAAGUCUCGGCCUGCCAUGUAUGAUGCCACCCCCAUCGCUUACGAGGACUACAGUCCAGAUGACAAACCUCUGGUUACCCUCAUUAAGACAAAGGAUUUGUAAAAGUCCGCAAACUCAAACCAUAGCAAGCCGUAUGUAUAGAGCAUACACAGAUACAAACUCACAUGUCUAUUAAAAUGAAAGUAUUUCUUAAAACAAACAUAACAGCAAAAUCACAUUUGAAUGUAAAGAAAUAAAAGAAACACGGUGUAGCUAAAAAGAAGCAAAUCUGGAGUUUGAUACCAUAUCUAUUUUCCUGAGGAUAAGGCUUUGUAGUAGCAUACUUUGCAAUACUUUUAAGUUACAGAUGCUGAGCAGCAUUUCCAGUAACCUCUACUGCUUAAUAAAUAGUUGAUUUUAGUCUGAACCAGACGAUCUGUAGGAGAGGUCCAGCAAAUAAAAGCAGUAGACAGCAUUAACGACAGUCCUUUGAAGUAUUUUAGAAUUAGCCACACUUCAAUUUCUUUUCAGUAUCAAAAAAUGUAAACACCUGCAGUAGGUUGCCUUACGUUGUGCAUGAUUAAAUAUGAUGUUCUCCUUUCAACAUUUUUAAACCCUUUGUAACUGGUUGUUGCUCUGAUUUUUAUGCAGCCUCCCACAGUUAUUUGCACCACCAUUAAAAAGUUACUCAAUGCCUUAAAAGAAAUUCAUGUUUUAUUGCACAUUGAAAGUUUAUUUUUUGUUCCAUUUUGUGGUGAAACUUUUCAAAUCCUCCUUUUUUUUUUCCCAGAGAACAGGACUUAAUCUUCUGUAAUAUUUCACAAGGUUGAAGCACAGAAAAAUAAUUGACUUUGGGAAUUACUCUGCAGGUUUUCUCUAGAUUGCGUGGAGUCUUAGGUCACCUGCCAUGCCCUCUCUUCCUCACUUCACCAUAGCUUUUCUAUGAGUUUUAUGUUUGAGGUCAGAAGAGUAGAAGAAGGUGGGUUUUGUGUCUGGUAAACCCUUUCUGGGUUGAUUUGGCUUUAGGUUUCAGAAUAUUUUGCAGUUGAAAGAUUCAGUCAUGACCUGGCUUAAUUUUUCUAGGAGAGGCCCAGAUUUUUAUUUAAAUCUCAUAUUUAAAAUAGUUCAAAAUGCCAUGUUCACUAAUAAGGUCUUUGGAAGAGAAAGAGGCAUAGAGCCGCCACCAUUCAGGGGUGGACAUGAGGGACAUUUUCAUAUGUCUUUAUUUUUCUUUAUCUUUAUAGAGGUACGGUAAACCUUCGUCUAAUCUGUUCAAAGCAAACUAUUCCAGUUCAAGUCAGUGGCGUUAAUCCCAGUGUUUGUUUGUGGCGGUUACACAGAAAAAGGGUUUUCCUGUCAUCCCUCUCAAACAACCAAUAAGUAUUCAAAUUGUGUUAAAUAGUUAUUAUGGAAACCAGGGGACCACGAGAUGCUACUCUUUGCAACAUUUCUCUAACAGGGAGCUAUAGAUAUUUUUUCUCAUCCCAUAUCAUUCUGCUCACUGUUCCAAGUGGCAUAUUAAGUCCUCAACGAGUCAUUUUGAUACAGUUCCAGUAGUUUGAAACUUUGAAAUUGUUACUCUGAUUAAUAAUUGGCAAGCUUUACCAAGUAUUAUCUGUUUGCCAUUUCUUACUUAUAAAGGUCUACCCACGUCUCCUCCACCUCAAUGACAUGUUAUCCUGUCUUUCCCAUUUUUAAUCUUUCAGUAUUGAAUUAUGCUACUGCAAUAAAAAAUAAAAAUUCUUUAAGGCUUUCUAACAUCUUUAAGAGGAGGGUCAAUAACUGUGGAUGGCUCUGUAAAUGCAGAUGUAUUAUUCUCUGUCGAAACUGUGCCAAAUGUUUUCUUUAGGUAUGCUGUGGUUAGUUGACAAAAUCGGAACGUGUAUAAAUAAAAUACUAGUCACUGGGUUUUCUUUUUAUAUUCGUCCUGUUCUAUACAAGUUUCUCAGUGGUGUAUGAAUAGUAAAUUAAAUGGGUCUACUAGAACUACCCUACAAACCUACUCUAUGUAUUUCAGUGAUAUAUAGGAUAAUAGGUGGAUAUAUUUCUCACUGCACAGAAAAAUAGAUGGUUUCACACAGUGUACCUGCUAAUCCCAGUGUACAAAUUCACCUCUCAUACCGGCAGUGCUGAAUAGUUUCUGUAUGUAUGUUUCUUUAUGAGAUUGGGCUCUCUAAAACCACUGGUGAGGACAGCAAAGAGAAAGAGGAGACUGAAAAUGAUGGUCUCUAUUCUAGAAUAUACUGUUUGUGCUUGUGUGUUUCUGCCAGUGGACAACUUUCUGUCUGUGCAGCUGUGUCAUUCCCCUCACGGUCGGACAGCGUACUAUCGAGUGCAGCAAAUCUCACUAUUUAUUUUUCUCAUUUCAGACACACUUAAGACAUGAUUACCUAUUAUCUAUGUUGAAUUAUGUAAACAAUAAAGUGCUCAUAAUCUUA